CUAACUUGUUUCCUUAUUAUAAUUCUCCACAAACAUGGUAUCUUCUGCUUCUUCAAAGGGUUCUCUCUCUACCAGCGACGUUAUCUCCUUUGAACAUAACUAUGGUGCUCACAACUAUCACCCUCUUCCUGUUGUCUUCUCCAAGGCUCAAGGUAUUUGGGUUUGGGAUCCUGAAGGUAACAAGUACAUGGAUUUCCUCUCUGCCUACUCUGCUGUGAACCAGGGCCACUGCCACCCAAAGAUUGUGCAAGCCUUGUGUGACCAGGCUCAGAAGCUUACCUUAUCUUCGCGUGCGUUCUACAACGAUGUGUUUGGCAAGUACGCCAAGUAUGUGACUGAGUACUUUGGCUACGAUAUGGUACUUCCCAUGAACACGGGUGCUGAAGCCGUUGAGACUGCCAUCAAGCUUGCCCGCAAGUGGGGUUAUGUUAAGAAGGGUAUUCCAGAGAACCAAGCCAUUGUUCUCAGUUGCCAGGACAACUUCCACGGUCGUACUGUUGGUAUCAUCAGUAUGAGCAAUGAUCCUGAUGCUACCAAGGACUUUGGUCCCUAUUUGCCAUUGGUGGGUCCCGUUUGUCCCACCACUGGCCGUGAGAUUAGAUACAACAACUAUGAAGAUCUUGAAGCUGUCAUUGAAGCUAACUCUGACAGAGUUGCUGCUUUCUUGGUUGAACCCAUUCAAGGAGAGGCUGGUAUCAUGGUGCCUGACGAAGGAUAUCUCAAGAAGUGCUAUGACCUCUGCAAGAAGCAUAAUGUCCUUUUCAUUGGUGAUGAAAUCCAAACUGGUCUUGCCCGUACUGGAAAGAUGCUUUGCGUUGAGCACGACGGUGUUCGUCCCGACAUUGUCUUGUUGGGUAAGGCUCUUUCCGGUGGCGUAUAUCCCGUUUCUGCCGUUUUGGCCGAUCGCGAGGUGAUGCUGUGCAUUCAACCUGGUGAGCACGGUUCUACUUACGGUGGUAACCCACUUGGUGCUGCUGUCUCCAUGGCUGCCCUUGAAGUCAUCAAGGAAGAAAACUUGGUAGAGAAGAGCCAGGUCCUCGGUGAGAAGUUCCGUGAAAUGCUCAGCAGCAUCAAGAGCCCUCUGUUGAAGACUGUUCGUGGACGUGGUCUGCUGAAUGCUAUUGUCAUUGAUGACAGCAAAUCGGACAAGUCCGCCUGGCAAUUGUGUUUGCUUCUCAAGUCCCGUGGUCUCCUUGCCAAACCCACUCAUGUCAAUAUCAUUCGUCUCGCUCCCCCUCUUUGCAUCACCGAGGAAGAGUUGCUCAACGGUGCUAACAUCAUUGAACAAGCCCUUACUGACAUUGUUGACAUGAGCCAUGAAGAACUCAACGCUUUGGAUAUUGGCAACGCCGCCCAUUAAAUAAGUUCCCACCGGCUAUACAUAAUAUUAAACAUAGGAAUGUAGCAUAACACUUUGCUCCAUAUGUAUCAUACUUUCCAUCCUUUUUAUUAAACCUCGCAACACCUUUGUGUAUUGUAUCGUCUGAAAU
Messenger RNA from Umbelopsis ramanniana AG, 1490 nucleotides. RefSeq lists its product as uncharacterized. Gene Ontology annotation, molecular function: identical protein binding; pyridoxal phosphate binding; L-ornithine transaminase activity. The coding region runs from base 35 to 1360 and encodes 441 amino acids. The record is from RefSeq and is a predicted model, not a curated record. Lineage: Eukaryota; Fungi; Mucoromycota; Umbelopsidomycetes; Umbelopsidales; Umbelopsidaceae. Gene Ontology annotation, cellular component: cytoplasm. The transcript has 4 exons.